Molecule: messenger RNA, 4200 nt
Organism: Thunnus maccoyii (southern bluefin tuna)
Lineage: Eukaryota; Metazoa; Chordata; Actinopteri; Scombriformes; Scombridae
Product: neuronal acetylcholine receptor subunit alpha-9-II
Exons: 6
Coding region: 2310-4049 (579 amino acids)
Biological process (GO): nervous system process; monoatomic ion transmembrane transport; regulation of membrane potential
Cellular component (GO): synapse; postsynaptic membrane; neuron projection
Molecular function (GO): acetylcholine-gated monoatomic cation-selective channel activity; transmembrane signaling receptor activity
Source: RefSeq, a predicted model, not a curated record
GAAAUCUUAUAGGAUUAUAACUCAGUCACAAUAUUAAUACAUUGAGGAAGUGUUUCUGUAUGCUGUUGUGUAGCAUCCAACACUUCUUUAUUAGUUUGUUCGGCUGUGCAUGCAUUUGAAUAAAAACUAGGGUGAGGCUCUAAAUUUACACGACCAACAGAAAUUUAACCUACAGGGAAUAACAUUGCCAGUGAAAAUAGAGCAAGCAAGCCAAUUUAGAUGAAGAAUGUGGAUGCAGAACUGGAGAAUGGAUUAUGCAUAUUAGAAUUUGCCUACAGUGGUACUUUGGACUUGUACAGUAGUGUUGCAGUGCUGUUGCGUUAGAUGCCUGGUUGAACAAGCACUUUUUUUGGGUAUAUUUAGAGCCUGAACAAAGAAAUGAUGCAGGCGUGUAUCUUGAUGUACAGAUCACCUUGUGUUAAGUGAGGCAAACUGAUUCGAGCAUGAUAACAGAUGGCCUGAUUGGUAGCAUGUUGUGCCACGGUGAACCUCUCCAAGAAACACUGGCAACAAUCUGAAUGCUGCGUUUCAACCUACAUAGUUGUACCAAACAGGAAAAAAAGCACAUCCAAUCAACAGCAAGUAUGUAGUGUAUGUCCAGCAUCUGUGACAAUAGUAUAGUGGAUUUGUCUGCACAGCUGCACACUAAAACAGCCUUGUCUUUUGGGAAUCCUAAAAGACAAAACUUAAUUUUGUAUUCCUCCACUUUUACUAUAUUUACAAUCUGGAACUCAAAGCAUCCCAGAGCAGUGGAGGACUGUACUACACAAGGCUGGAUACAAGAUUGAAAGAAAUACUGAGCUUCCUGCCUCCCUCAAUGGCAGUUAGAUAAUGAAUCUCUUUGCUAUUAUAAUUCAAACAAACAAAACCUUCAAAGUGUUGAAGGUUGCACGGGACUGACUUCACCAUGGCAUAUCUCCUUAACUUCUUUGUUCCAGUCGUGUUGGACUGAGUAGAAAAUAAAGACGACUCCCACAGUAUUACUAUUGGGAAUCACAGUGUCUGACUCGCAACAGUAAGGUUGUAGUACCAGCAUCUUUAUCUUUUAUUGGGCAUAAUUGUAAGAUUCCUGUGGGGAUAGCUUAUCUAAAUACACUUUCAUCAUUGCUUCCUCAGCACUCCUCUCUCACUGCAACUUGCUUUUGUUAUUUUUUCAAACGGCUCUUUCAUGAAUCAUAAAGGACCCCUGCCAUGUGAUGUUUAAAUGCUGAAAAAACAUUUAUUAAGAUAGAGCAUAUGUCUGAAAUUGGAGGCAUAAUGACUUUGUUAUGAGAGAUCUAUGACUUUUUUUUUACAAACGACUAACAUUUACAAUUGCAGCACAGCUGGAGGGCCUAUAAAUACUCACUGAAAUAAUGAUUAUUUAUUGAUAAUGAAUUGUUUAUAACCACAGAUGGCUUAAUUUAUAUACAGAGGGGAAACUAGUUUGGGCACAAAUUCAGUUAAACAAGUCAGACAGGUGGACAACAUAUGAAGAACAUAAUGCCACAACAACAUCAGCGACAAUAAAACACCAAAAAAAGACAUUCCUAGAGAACAUCAGUGUAGCUCAGGAGUCAGACUAGCCACUAAAUUAAGGAAUAUUAUAUUGAUACAAUUAAUCACUUCAUGAAUAAAAAGCCCAUCAUAAAGACCAAUGAAUUCUACAAAAUGUCAUAACAGAAACAAUGAGGGAGUCACAACUAUCCAGAUCCAAAGUGGUUACAAAUUUCUGAUCAAUACUCUGAAAUCACCCAGGUAUCUGCAAAUAUAUUGAUUUUGUGUUUAAUAAUAAUAUAUUUUUUUAAUUAUAGUGCUCUUCCAGUUCAUAUCUGGUGCCCCAUAUUGUUUCUUUAUUUUAAUUCCUGCUCUGACUGGCCUUUACUUUCUGUGGUGCAUCAAUAUCUUGAACACAAAAGAUAAUUCACAUUCAAAUAAAUAGUUUCUCUAUUAAAUUGGCCACUUGAUGGAUUGGUUUAGAUAAUAAUAUUAUUAAACUCCCGUCUUUUUCUCCUGCAUACCUCCCUGGUAUUGGCAGUAAUUUGUGGGCAGACGACAGCAGCUCACCUGGCUGCAGGCGUUUGAAUGGCAGGUGAAUAACCCAGUGUGUGGUGAGGCAAUGAUUCGUGGGCAUCCUGUUUCUCUCGGUCCCGCUGCUGCUAUAUGAUAGCCGGAGUUUUAUUCCGUGUCUCAGUCAGCAGACAUGCUGCCUCCCCUGCCAAGCAGUAAGAGCUGUCCUGACCGCGACGACGACCACAUGAAACGGUGUCCUGCUGUCUGCAGCUGAGUUCAACCGGGGUCGAUUGGGCAUCAUGUAGGGCCCUCAGGGGAUGAAACCCGGUACCGUAAGACUGAUGCUUGCAGUUACUUUUUUAAUUUCAUCUUGGAGGUACUCAGAAAUGUUCAAGAUGAUCCAAAUAAUCUGUCUGGCGAUGCUGCUUCCCAACGUGGUUCACUCGGCUCAGGGUCAUAAUGCUCAGAAGCUGCUGAAUGAUUUGAUGGAGAAUUAUUCCAGCGCACUGCGGCCUGUGGAAGACACAGACAGGGCGCUUAAUGUCACUUUACAGAUCACCCUCUCUCAGAUCAAAGAUAUGGACGAGAGGAACCAGGUGCUGAUCGCCUACCUGUGGAUUAGGCAGACAUGGCAUGAUGCUUACCUGAAGUGGAAUAAAGAGGACUACGAUGGACUGGAGGUAAUCCACAUCCCCAGCAGCCUAGUGUGGAGGCCCGACCUUGUCCUCUAUAACAAGGCUGAUGAUGACUUCUCAGGGCCGAUGGACACCAACGUGAAACUGCGCUACAAUGGAGAGAUUACCUGGGACGCUCCUGCCAUCACCAAGAGCUCUUGCGUGGUGGACGUCUCUUACUUCCCCUUUGACAGCCAGGAAUGUAACCUGACUUUUGGUUCCUGGACCUACAAUGGAAACCAGGUAGACAUCAUUAUGGGCAUGGACAGCGGUGACCUGUCAGACUUUGUGGAAAACGUAGAGUGGGAAUGCCACGGGAUGCCGGCCACCAAGAACGUCAUCAUGUACGGCUGUUGCUCUGACCCGUAUCCAGACAUCACCUACACUGUGCUGCUGCAGCGCCGCUCCCGCUUCUACAUCUUCAACCUCCUCCUACCCUGCUUCCUCAUCUCCUUCUUGGCUCCUCUCGGAUUCUACCUGCCCGCAGACUCCGGGGAGAAGGUUUCACUGGGAGUGACGGUUCUUCUGGCUCUCACUGUGUUCCAGCUAAUGGUGGCCGAAAGCAUGCCCCCCUCAGAGAGUGUGCCGCUUAUAGGGAAGUACUAUAUUGCCACUAUGACCAUGGUCACAGCCUCCACAGCUCUCACCAUCUUCAUCAUGAACAUCCAUUUCUGUGGUGCAGAGGCCAAACCAGUUCCUCACUGGGCAAAAGUCCUUAUCAUUGACUACAUGUCCAAGAUUUUCUUUGUGUAUGAGGUGGGUGAGAACUGUGCCACUGCCUCCUCUACCUCUUCCUCGUCUUCUCACUCCUCCCACGAUGACAUCCGUCACAAGCACCUCAACUCCCACAUUCAGGCGAAUGGUAAGCCGGGGAGCCGAAGUAGCCGAAACGAGCGGCAGGGCCACAAGCACCCUAGGCCCCAGACCCCCAAACCGCAACAUCAUCCCAGAGUGAAAGCCCAGCACCACAUCACCAGGGAGGAGAGGAGCCACCUCUCAAGCUUUGCACCUGGGAGGUACGAAGGCUCUAAUGGGAAAAUUCCUACAGGUGACUGCUGUAAAGAAGACCAGAAAGUCCCAUGCUGCCCUGAAGACCAAAAGCUUCCCUGCUGCCCUGAAGACAAAAAGCCUCCAACCCAAAGCCCCACCGUAACCUUUGGCCCCUGUGUGUUCUGUAGCCACGGCAGCAGCAUCCCUGGUGUGGACACCAAGCUGGUCCGCAAUGUUGAAUACAUUGCAAACUGUUUCCGAGAGCAGAGGGCCACAUGCGCCAAGGGGGCAGAAUGGAAGAAGAUUGCUAAAGUCAUGGACAGAUUCUUUAUGUGGAUCUUCUUCAUCAUGGUUUUCCUCAUGAGCAUCCUCAUCAUUGGCAAAGCACCAUGAACAAGAAGAGAUUUUUUUACAUUUGACUUAGUAAACUAUUUUUGGUCAAAGAAAAAAAAGUUGUAUGUUCAGUGUUUUUGGACAUGUAAAUACAAAACAUGCUGUAUUCUUUAACAUUAACUAAACAUUAAAACAGUUUCUUUAUAAUUUA